GAUAAUAAGGGUAACAUUUACUUUAUAGAUGCGCCAGGAGGUACUGGCAAAACGUUUGUCAUUUCAUUGAUUUUGGCGAAAGUAAGAAGUCAAAAGAAGAUCGCUGUUGCGGUUGCCUCAUCAGGCAUAGCUGCGACUCUUCUAAGUGGUGGAAGAACUGCCCACUCUACUUUUAAGUUGCCACUGAAUGUGUCCUUGGACCAAAGUUCGGUAUGUUCCGUGAGAAAAAAUGGUGUUACUGGUAAACUUCUUCAACAGGCAUCCUUGAUAAUAUGGGACGAAUGUACGAUGUCGCACAAGUCCCAUAUAGAUGCCGUCAAUCGAACUCUUAAAGACUUGAGAACAUCAGAAAAGGUAAUGGGUGGGGUAACAUUUGUUUUUACCGGUGAUUUCAGGCAAACUCUGCCAGUGGUGCCUAAAGGAACACGUGCGGAUAUUAUGAAAGUAUGCAUGAAAAAAUCAGAAAUUUGGCAGCAUGUAAGAAAACUUCGACUGAAUAUUAAUAUGCGAGUUCAUUUACGAGGAGACAAGAAUUUAGAACAAUUUGCAGAGUAUUUGCUUAAAAUUGGUGACGGCUCUAUCUCUAUAACGCAGAAUGGCUACAUUAACAUUUCUGAUAUUGUAGGAACUUGCGUCCGAACUAUUGAUCAAAUUAUUGACAAUGUUUAUCCAGAUAUUCAGAAUUUAACACAAAAGGAAACAAAUUGGUUUUGCGAACGUGCAAUCGUAACUGCAAAAAAUACAGCUGCAGAGGAGAUUAAUGAAAUAGUUUUACAAAAAGUCACCACAGAAUGUAAAACAUAUAAGUCAAUAGACACAAUGGUAAAUGGAGAUGAAGUCAUCCACUAUCCGAUUGAGUUUCUCAAUUCUCUUAACCCUGCAGGAUUGCCUCCACAUAAACUGAAAUUAAAAGUUGGUACUCCGAUAAUGCUGCUUCGGAAUCUUAAACCACCACGGCUUUGCAACGGACCUGCAGCCGGUGAAAUAGCAUUAAUUCCAAGAAUACCUAUGGUCUCUACAGAUUUGCCAUUUGCGUUUAAAAGGCUGCAGUUUCCUGUUAGAAUGUGUUUCGCCAUGACGAUUAAUAAGUCACAAGGACAAACCUUCAAAGUAGUUGGCGUAGACCUCAGAAACGAAGUCUUUUCACACGGCCAAUUAUAUGUAGGACUCUCACGAAUUGGUUCAACAAAGGACCAAACAAUACUGAUUCCUGAUGAGAGCAAUAAAACUCGCAAUGUAGUUUUCACAGAG
Messenger RNA from Temnothorax curvispinosus, 1251 nucleotides. Its product is annotated as ATP-dependent DNA helicase PIF1-like. The record is from RefSeq and is a predicted model, not a curated record. The annotation marks the transcript as partial. The transcript is spliced from 2 exons. NCBI's taxonomy places the organism in Eukaryota, Metazoa, Arthropoda, Insecta, Hymenoptera, Formicidae. Gene Ontology annotation, biological process: DNA repair; telomere maintenance. Gene Ontology annotation, molecular function: DNA helicase activity.